Molecule: messenger RNA, 8294 nt
Organism: Nothobranchius furzeri (turquoise killifish)
Lineage: Eukaryota; Metazoa; Chordata; Actinopteri; Cyprinodontiformes; Nothobranchiidae
Gene: rgs9b
Product: regulator of G protein signaling 9b
Biological process (GO): regulation of G protein-coupled receptor signaling pathway; intracellular signal transduction; G protein-coupled receptor signaling pathway
Cellular component (GO): cytoplasm; neuron projection; plasma membrane
Molecular function (GO): GTPase activator activity
Source: RefSeq, a predicted model, not a curated record
CGCAUCAUCAGCAUUGAUCAUAUCGAUUCCCCUCAAGCAUCCUCACACGACACAGAGCUCACAGGCAACAGCAGCGUUAUAUUUAAAUCUGUGAGUGUAUAAAAAACAAACAGUAUGACCAUUAGAAACGCUCUCCGGGAUCAUGGACAGAGGUACCGACCUCGGAUGGCUUGUCUCAAAAAGGCAGAAAUGAUACUGCUGGAGAUGCAGGACCCCAACACAGGCGUCAGGUCACAGCCUCAGAGACUUGUUAUCACAACUAUACCACAUGCCAUCACUGGUGAAGAUAUAGUUACAUGGCUUGCAGACAGAUUACAAAUAGAUGUACAAGAAGCCAGAAGUUUUGGCUCCAUGCUGGUGGCGUUAGGAUACAUCUACCCUUUACAAGACCACAAACGACUAGUGAUCAAACCUGACACAUCCCUAUAUCGCUUUCAGACACCAUAUUUUUGGCCCACACAGCAGUGGCCUGUUGAGGAUACAGAUUAUGCAAUCUACCUAGCAAAACGAAACAUCCGUAAGAAGGGACUCCUGGAGUUGCAUGAGCAGGAGCAGUACAACCGUCUUCACAAGUGGAUGAAUCACAAGUGGGAUUUUAUUGUGAUGCAAGCUAAAGAGCAGUACAGAGCUGCAAAAGAGAGGAAGAAACCAGACCGUGUGGUGUUUGACUGUCAAGAGAGAGCCUACUGGGUGGUUCACAGACCUCCGCCAGGGACAGUAAGUGCCAUGGACUACGGUCUGGAUCGAAGAACAGAUCCUAACGCAGAUGAGACGCAAACGUCUGACUACUAUGAGAGAAUUAUGAUCUUCACCCAGCAGGCCAUCAUGAGGCCCAGAGUCAAGUCUUCUGUGUCCAUUGGCGCACUGGUGAAACACUGUGCCACGUAUAUUGGUCAUGACCCUUUCCUCUCAGCGUGUCUUCCCAGCAACCCCUGGCUAACGGAUGAUACCACGUACUGGAAUCUGAACAUGUCCAAUGUGGAAACACCUACUAAGAUGCGGGUGGAGAGGUGGACGUUCAGCUUUAAAGAGCUGCUCUCAGACCCUCGAGGACGAGAUGACUUCAGACUCUUCCUGAAGAAAGAGUUCAGCGGCGAGAACUUGGCUUUCUGGGAAGGUUGUGAGGAUUUGAAGUGGGGAACCGCUGCUACAAUGAAGGAGAAAGCAGAGCAGAUCUACAAGACUUUUCUGGCCCGUGGUGCUCCACGAUGGAUCAACAUAGAUGGGAAAACGAUGGAAGUCACCAUGAAGGGCCUAAAACACCCACAUAGAUAUGUUCUGGAUGCGGCACAAACUCACAUCUACAUGCUAAUGAAGAAGGAUUCAUAUGGUCGGUACCUGAAGUCUCCAGUCUUUAAGGACACCGUGAAGAAGGCCAUCAGACCUGAAGAGCACAAAUUCAAUGAUGCCCAGUUGGAGCAGAACGCCAGGAACAGACGUCCCAGUCUCAGCCCCAUCAUCCUCCGGCAGCAGGAGCAGGAACUAAGGGCCAAGAUGGCCGCCAACGCUCCCGUUGACAUCACACAGGUCAUGAGCAAACUCAGCAAGCAGGGGAAGGACGUCCCCCCUCGUCCUGUUAAUAAAUGAACACAAAGUCAACUAGGAUCAGGAUUAGCCUUUAAUGUUUAGUAAUAACAGGGUAUUAAUAUUUUAGUUUGAAAUGAAAUAUAUUAAUCAUUUUAUCCCAACAGUUCUUCUGUAUUCGUUUCAUCCACAAAAUGUUAAAAAAUAGAAGUUAUUAAGUCUGUAAAAUAUUGAGCUGUAACUUGAGGACAGGGGACUUGGAGUUAAAGAUAGGCAUUAAAUGAAGAAAAAAUAAUGAGCUUAGACUUUAUUUCUGCUAUUAGAUGAAAAGAUUAAUAAUGCAAUUUACCAUUUUGGUCCGCUGUGAGAGCUUUGACAGGUUUUUUUGUUGGUGUUUUUUUUUAUUGAAUUAGUGAUUAGAGUUAAAUCGUGUUGGUAACACUUUACAGUAAGGGUCCCUCUAUAAAAUGUUACUUAGGCCAUUAUUAAGCAUCAGUAAACUAUUAAAGAAGAAGAAAAUAUAAUUUCUAUAGCAUCUCUCAAGAUAAAAAUCAUGAGGUGCUUCACAAAAACAAAAAAUGUAAAAAUAUAAAAAAGAAUUAAGAAAAUGGUUAAAAUAUAUUUAAAAUGAGCAAAAAAUAGACAAUUGUGGAAAAAAAUGUAAAGAAAGAGAGAGAGUGACUAGGAAAGAGGCAAAUCAGUGGAUCCUGAGGAAGGUUGAAUAGGUGGGGAGAGCAGAAUAAAGAGAGUGGUGAAGAAGAUCAUACAAAAGCCAGCCUGAACAAGUGAGUCUUCAGCUGUUUUUUAAAGGAGUCCACUAAGUCCACUGAUCUCAGGCUCGGGGGAGAGAGUUCCAGAGUCUGGGGGCCACAGCAGCAAAUGAUCUGUCACCUUUGGUCUUUAGCCUGGUGCAUUGCACAACUAGUAGGCUUUGAUCACUGGACCUCAGGGACCUGCUGGUGGUGUAGGGACUAAGAAGAUCACCAAUGUAAGAUGGUGCUUGUCCAUGUAAGGCCCUAUAGACCAGAACCAGGAUCUUGAAAUGAACCCUGACAUUGACUGGAAGCCAAUGAAGCUGGAGGAGAAGCCGGUUGAUGUGGGUGUGUUUGGAGGACUUGGUCAGAAGCCGAGCACAGGCAUUCUGAACCACCUGUAGACGUUUUAGGGAGGUUUUGCUCAGACACUUGAAAAGACAGUUACAGCUUUGCAAUGUUCCUGAGAUGGAAGAAGGAUGAGCGAACAAGAGAACUGACAUGAGAAUCCAGGGUGAGAGCUGGGUCAAAGGUCACACCAAGAUUCCUGACGGAAGGUUUGGUGUGAGAAGCAAGCUGACCAAGAGAGUCUCUGACUUUGGGAACCAGCUUGUCUGGGGCACAGAUGAGGAUCUCAGUCUUAUCUUCAUUCAGCUGUAGAAAGCUCCCAGCCAUCCAGGUUUUAAUAGAGUCUUAGCAGGUGUGUAACAGCUGCAGCUUAGACAUCUCAUGGGGCUUAAAGGAGAUGUACAGUUGGAUGUCAUCUGCAUAAAGAUGGUAGGAGAUUCCUUUGAAGGAGCUCAGGAUGUGCUGAAGAGGAAGCAGAUAGAGGAGGAAGAGCAGAGGCCCCAGCACAGAACCUUGUGGGACACCAUGGGUAAGAGAGGUGGCGGAGGACCUAAACUUGGAGACGGCCACAGAAAAGGAGCGCUCAGAGAGAUAAGAGGAGAACCACUCGAGAGCAGAUCCUGAUAGCCCUACCCAGUCUCUCAGCCUCUCCAGUAGCAGGUGAUGGUCAACAGUGUCAAAGGCUGCAGUCAGGUCCAGCAGGACCAGAACAGAACAGUCCCAUGCAUCACUGUGAGUCAGAAGGUCAUUAGAGACCCUAAGAAGAGCUGUUUCAGUGGAAUGAGCUCUACGAAAACUUGACUGGAAGCUAUCAUAGAUGUUAUGUUCAUCAAGAGCAGUUGUGAGUUGUUUAGCCACAACCUUUUCCAAGAUCUUGGAGAUGAAUGGAAGUUUAGAGAUGGGUCUGAAGCUGCUAUGGAGAGAGGGGUCGAGACUCGGUUUUUUAAGAAGCGGGUGGAUUACAGCAUUCUUAAUGUAAGCAGGGACCUGACUAGGGGUUGUAUGAACUAGUCGACUAGUUGACUUCACGGCUCUGUAGUGACUUUUUAUGCCUGUCAUAGACUAGUCGCUGUCACGUGAUAAUGAGUGGCAAGAUGCAGCCCUCGGAAAAGACAGCAGGUGAUGAGCACCUGCGUCGGGAGGCGGAGGCGACGCACUGUGCCAGAGCGUCGGUACUGACACCGGCGGUAAAACGGACAUUUAACCAAACUGUGACCUUUUCCCUCUUGCAAUUUUACCUUCACCUCACCCCCAUCCUAAUCUUAACCAGUUUGUGCAUGCAAAGCUCUGAUCGUUGACGCGUUCCAGACAUCUGCGUCCUGAGCACCGCCAAAUCAGGUGUCACCACCUCAAAAACAAAUUAAACACGUAAUCGUUCAUGUCGGCUCAUUUCCUUUACUGUUUUCUGUCUGUUAUUUGUGCCUGAUGCGUUUCGCUGCUGCGGAGCGAGGCGCAUCACCUGUUUUGUUCUCCGGUGACGCACCCUCAAAAUUCCACUAUCUCCGCUCCGCUCCGGCACGAACUCCGCAGCAAAAAUGGUCCCGUUGUAGUCGGCCGGCGAGCAGCGGCACUCCGCUGUUUUUGCGGUCGGUAGAUCUUUUAGAACUGCAGUUCAAAGGUAACUCAUAAGGUGAAUAUAAAUUAACCCAGAUAGCAGUUUUUCUUUAGGAUUGAGAGGAGAUGCAGGAAGAUAAUAAACAGAAAGGACAGAAAAAUAGUCAAAUAAAAACAAGUUUGUUUUUGUACCGAUUGGUUGCAACAAACAAACACCAUUGAAGGUAAUCAGAAGUGAGGAACAGAAAAUGAAAUAAUUAUUUUAAUGUUUAGAGCAGCAGGAAAGGCUGCAGGCGCAUCAGUGAGUUUGCGGCUGCUGCGCAGGGGGAGGUGGGAGAGGGCUGAAGUAGGAUGUAGAAACUACCGUUGUUAAAAGAGAUGUGUUAACUUAGAAAAUGUGGAUGCAAUUUUACUUGUCAAAAACUCCAGCGAACCUACCGAACCCCCCCCCGUCCCCCCCCCCCCCCCGUGCCGCUUCAGGUGUAUGACGUCUUCAACGACUAGUCGAAGUCGACUCGAUUUUCAUUACUUGACGGUCGACUUUAAAAAAAAAUUAAGUCAUGCAACCCCUAGACCUGGCCAGAAACCAGAGAAGCAUUAAUUAUAGAGAGCACGCUGGGACUGACGGACUGGAAAGCACUUUUAAACAAAGAUGAGGGUAAGAUGUUGAGGGGGGAUGCAGAGGUCUUCAUAGAGUAAACAGCUAGAGUUAGUGGAAGUAAAUUAGCAGGGUUAGAUCCACGGUGUUUAUAAAAACCACUUAUGGAGGGAACAGGAGAAGAAACCAUUAAGGAAUGAGGAUAAACCGACCUUAAAAAACUUGGACGGAGAAACCGCGCUGCAACGCAGCCUGGCAGGAAUGCAGAAGUGGCACUCAAGUCGCCAAACAGAGCACAUGAAGCUUGAAGAUCACGGCGAUGUUUACUAGAUAAACCACACUUUAAGAGAAAUCUUAUUCUCUACUGGAUUCCUGCUCGUUUAACUCUUUUCCCCCAAUGUUUUCCGGGACCGGAUAAACGUUGCUGGAGGCACGCUGGUUGGGAUCGUCAUUUGGCUCCGGGCCAGUGCGCCACUCAGAUAAACUAACAGGGAGGUACGUCCUCGGUGCAUCUUGGGCGAUCGCGAACGAACGGAAGGACAAAAGAGCUGGCGAUCUUAGGAGAUGGUAGCAGGGACACUACUAAUGAGGAUUGCAGACAGGAGCAAGGUGGAAAAGAGGAGGUUAGUGGAGAAAAGUUUGAAAAAGUGGCCGGUGACUGCAGCUAAUCCAAGCACAGGUGCCAUCUUGUUACCGACCGGAAGCGGAAGUAAAGUAAUAACUGCUUAAUAUUAAUGUUACUAUUAUGUAAUGUAUUACUAAGCAGACAUCCUCCCGACCCUUUGUCCUAACCUUAAGGACACUUAAUAGUUGACAAUAUUGUGAACGUUAAUAAAGGGACCCAUUUGCUGUCACGAACAUCGGAGGGACUUGUUACAGCCUGGCAGCAGUAGCUCAGGAAGUAGAGCUUGUUGUCCAGUGUUCGGAAGGUUGCAGGUUCAAUCCUGCUAGAGAAUGCUGCUGUUGUGUCCUUGGGCAAGACGCUUAACCCACCUUCCCUGCUGGUGGUGGUUGGAGGGACCGGUAGCGCCAGUUUUCAGCAGGCCUCACCACUGUCAGUGUGUCCCAGGGCAGCUGUGGCUACAUGUGGCCACCAGUGUAUGAAUGUGUAUGUGAAUGGGUGGAUGACUGAUUGUGUUGUGAAGCGCCUUGGGGGGUUGUAGAACCCGGUUCUAUACAAAUACAGGCUAUUUACCCCACCCCCCCACCCCCCUCCCUCCCACUGCUCUCACUAUUCUGCUUACUUCAAUAAACUGACUCUUUUUAACAGCUCUUUGAGGUAAACAUUCAACUAAUGAACGGUUCCCUUCAAAGAGCCACAAGCCCCAUCACUAAUAAUAAUACACUAAGUAACAUUAAUAAAAGGACCAUCAUUGUCAAGUGUUACUUUUGUAUAAUAUAUAUUCUUGCUAUUGAAUGAUGAAGGACAGCAAGCAGAGGACAAACAUUUCUACAAACACCUUCAGUCUGUUUCCAUCUGUUUCAUUUCUGUUGGUGAAAUGUUGGUUUCACCAACUGUCCUUUUUGUUUUUAAUAAGUUGUGUUCAUCUUUUGUCAAUGUUUGUGCUGUUGAGCUGCUUUCUUUCAUUGUUGUCCCCAAUCAUAAGUUAAUAAAACAUCCACAAACCACCUCAUAUUUAUUUGUUUGUGUUCUUUUUGUAUUUUUUGGAAAGCCUAAACUUGUCCUUCCUUAUGCAGUUUUAAAUAAUACAUAGACUUUAAACUUUAAUAAUCAGAUUUUUUUUUAAAUCUUUGUAGCUGUGCUUAUGGACACGAGUUAUGCAUUUUUUAUUUUUGUUGUGUCACCUGGAUUGAUUUUUAACCCUCUCAGGCUCAAAAUAAGUAUUGAUAAAAGGACGAACAACUAAUUCCUUCAGGGAUACUUCUGAGUUAAACAAUGCUCAUGAAAUACGGUUGUGGAGUUACCAGGUAGGUAGGUUUUAACGUUGCAAAUCUGCAAUGCAUGCCUCCAGAGGGUUAAAUCAAUCUGAAGCUUUGUUGAUGUCUUAUUGUUUGAAUGCUGUAAAGCAUUCACACACAUACAUACAAACAUUAUUUGAAAUUUAAAAAGGUCAUGGGACAUUGGACGUCAUCAUAUUGAGGCAGAUUCCUGUCAUCUGUUACCAUGGCAACACAGGCGCAUAAGGAUUACCCCAAACAAUUCUCAUUGAAAUGAAUGUAAAACGCCUAAUACUGAUCCAUGCUUUCGUUCUUUUUUAAACACAGAAACAGUUUUGUUUACCUGUUUGUAGCUACGGUUUCGCCGACAGCUGCCGGCUUCUUCAGGCUGAUGCUGAUGGUGGCGCGUCACUUCCUUCUCCGUUUAUCUGCGGGCAGCAGAGGACGUUGUCGCCCUCUACUGCCCGCUCUCCCCUCUCCGACGAUGCAGUCCCAUGCGUGGUCCAGCGUGUAAACUCCGUCGUCCCUGUUCAUGGUCCCACAUCCACGUCUCCUUAUCUCGAUUGCUUCCUUGAUCCAUCUUUUGUAUUUUUGUUGUUCGGUGGUUAUGAUCCGUGUGCUGUCCCAGUCCAUUAUAUGGUUUUCUCUUAAGCAAUGAUCUGUUACGGCUGACUUUUUUAUUGUACUUUCUGCUUCUUCUUUUGCUGCUCUUGUGUGUUUACAAUUUGCCUCUUUCUCGCACUCCUUUCUGUGUUCUAUUGUCCGUGUAUUGAGUUGGCGGACAGUAGAGGGCGACAACGUCCUCUGCUGCCCGCAGAUAAACGGAGAAGGAAGUGACGCGCCACCAUCAGCGUCAGCCUGAAGAAGCCGGCAGCUGUCGGCGAAACCGUAGCUACAAACAGGUAAACAAAACUGUUUCUGUGUUUAAAAAAGAACGAAAGCAUGGAUUUACAAAGACACAGCAAGAACACACCUAAGAUGUUCAAAGAGAAAUACGGACAACAAGGAACGAAGGACUUCCGCCGUUUGGAACGAUUACAUCAGAAACGCGCACGUCUAAGAAACCGCCUUCGCUUCUGUUUAAGAUGCCGGGACGAAAACAUCACACCCACAAGCCUACAGCUGAAAACAUCGAUCCGGACCCAGACAGCACAAAAUAUAAUAGAAAGAGCACAGAGAGCACUGCUCAAGGAGAGGAUAAGGAACGUCAUAACCAAACAGAGGCGUGUGGAGGAUGAACUGGAAAGAGGACACCUGGACUUGAAAAGGAAUUACAAACUUGAUAAACAAAUGGAGGAACUAAUUAAAGGACACAUGAUGGAAAAACAGGAACAAGAGUUCAUAAAAGUGAAAGAAAGACACAUAAAGAAGUUAAACAGACUCAUAAACAAGAAAAAGAGGGGAGAAAUACAAGGCAACUCCACACCAAACUCAUGGGUAUGUAACAUUUCACAAUACAAACUAACAGAAGCAGAAGAGAGCAUAUUAAAGAAAGGUUUAAACUUUGCAGUCACACCAAAAGAAAUACCAUAUGAUGAAUUUAUUGUAGCAACAGAACUAGCAUGUCAACAGAUCACAGAUGAGGGAAAGAAAGCAGAACUCAGAAAUAACGUAGUUGG